Molecule: messenger RNA, 327 nt
Organism: Sclerotinia sclerotiorum 1980 UF-70
Lineage: Eukaryota; Fungi; Ascomycota; Leotiomycetes; Helotiales; Sclerotiniaceae
Exons: 1
Coding region: 1-327 (108 amino acids)
Molecular function (GO): nucleic acid binding
Source: RefSeq, a predicted model, not a curated record
AUGCAAUAUAUAUGCAUAUGCUGCCAAGAUCCUAGGAGGUCAACAGUAGUUCAAGGACAAGUUCAUCUUUCCAAUUGGUAUACCGAAACCGAUUUUCCUGCGGAUUGGGCUAUUAAACCUACUUCCAAUGGAUGGACGAAUAAUGAGACAGGGUUAGAAUGGUUAAAGCAUUUCGAUAAACAUACUAUUCGUCAAAGGAAGGGCAAAUAUCGAAUGCUAGUAUUGAAUAGAUACGAAAGUUAUGAAUCAAUACCUUUUCAAUUAUAUUGCAAAUCAAAUGAUAUUAUAUGCCUCAAAUUACUACCACAUGUGACGGAAAAGUCGUAA